GGGAGGCGGCGAUGCGCACGGCCGGAGAGACGCGGAGGAGGAGACAUAAGCCGGCGGGCGCCCAGACGGUGCGGCCGUGACGCGUUCCUGCUGCAGCCGCGCGCCCCGGCCCUGGAGCGCUGACCCCUGGCCCCGCACAGCCCCGCGCCCCGGCCGGAGAUCGCGCCCCAGCUUCCAGCCCCGUCGCGCAUGCUGCCUCCGGAGUGAACCGAGCAGCCAACCUCCCGCGGACGCCCGGACGGCCGGCCGGCCGGCCAGCAGUGAGCAAGCUUCCCCGCACCAGCCCGGCGCCUCCUGCACAGCGGCGGCCACCCCGUAGCCCCCGCGCCAGCCCGGAGGGCGCAGCGCUCGGGAGGAGCCGCGCGGGGCGCUGAUGCCGCAGGGCGCGCCGCGGAGCGCCCCGGAGCAGCAGAGUCUGCAGCAGCAGCAGCCGGCGAGGAGGGAGCAGCAGCAGCAGCGGCGGCGGCGGCGGCGGCGGCGGCGGAGGCGCCCGGUCCCGGCCGCGCGGAGCGGACAUGUGCAGGCUGGGCUAGGAGCCGCCGCCUCCCCCCCGCCCAGCGAUGUAUUCAGCGCCCUCCGCCUGCACUUGCCUGUGUUUACACUUCCUGCUGCUGUGCUUCCAGGUACAGGUGCUGGCGGCCGAGGAGAACGUGGACUUCCGCAUCCAUGUGGAGAACCAGACGCGGGCUCGGGACGAUGUGAGCCGUAAGCAGCUGCGGCUGUACCAGCUCUACAGCCGGACCAGCGGGAAGCACAUCCAGGUCCUGGGCCGCAGGAUCAGUGCCCGCGGCGAGGACGGGGACAAGUAUGCAUUGCUUCACCAGCCCCGGGUGCAGGUGCUCAGAGAGGUGGGAGCCUCCAGGGAGUGCUUUCUGGAUGCUGCCGGCCGUGCGGAAAUCGGCCUGGUGUGA
This is a messenger RNA of Leptonychotes weddellii (Weddell seal), 911 nucleotides long. The record is from RefSeq and is a predicted model, not a curated record. Lineage: Eukaryota; Metazoa; Chordata; Mammalia; Carnivora; Phocidae.